CCAACUGUGCUUAAAAGACACUGAAACUUGAAAUUCAGAAACGUGUCCAGCAUGGAUCGCGUAUAUUCCUUAGCCGUCACAAACUGUAUUAAGAUCAGCUCCGCUUCUGCUAACCAUGGCAUCGGAUUUCGAUUAUGCGUACCAGGAUCUGGCUGGCUUCAUUGUUCCCGUCACAGUGAUCUACAUUCUGUUGUUCCUCAGCGGGAUCAUCGGGAAUGUCUUCAUCUGCUUCGUCAUUGUCAAGACGCCGUACAUGCACACCUCUACCAACUGCUAUUUGUUCUCUUUGGCGGUGGCGGAUAUUCUCAUGCUGCUCUUCGGUGUUCCAAUGGAGUUGUACUCUUUCUGGAUGCGAGAAUGCAAUUUUGAAUUCCCCUCUUUUGUGUGCACUGGAAGAGCGCUGUUGGCCGAGAUGACCACGUGCGCUUCCGUGAUGACCAUCACUGCCUUCACUGUUGAACGGUAUCUUGCAAUUUGCCAUCCAUUCCGCACAGAGCGACUAGUGACGGUGUCGCGCAGUCGCACUCUGGUGAUCCUCAUCUGGCUGUUUGCGCUCUUCCUGGCGGCUCCCUUUGCUCACUAUGCCAAGGUCAACCACGUGUACUACCCGCUCGACGACAGCCUGCAGCGCAUCCCGGGAACGGGCUGGUGCAGCUUCGACCACGAACGCCAGCGACAGGUCUUUGCCCUGUUCCUCUGUCACGCCAUUGCUUUCUUCUUUCUGCCCAUGGGGCUCCUCACUGUUUUGUACGGGUUGAUCGCUUUGACACUGCGCAGCCCCACCAAACGCUACCAACUGAGCGGCAUGCACGCUCGCUCGGGGACAUCCGAAUCGUCCAACAGCGAAUCGCUAUCCGGGGCAUCGCGCACCCAGUCCCGCAAGUCCACUAUUCUCAUGCUUGUGGCGGUGUGCCUCGUGUUCUUCUUGAGCUGGUCACCUUUCCAUGCUCAACGUUUGUUAUGGUCAACGGUCGAUCGUUGGGAUCAGCAGGUGACAACGGCCAAUGCGGCGCUGUAUAUGGUUGCCGGUUGUGCGUAUUAUGGCAACGGAAUCAUCAACGUCAUCAUCUACAACGUGAUGAGUUUCCGCUUCCGACAGGCUUUCCGCGAGACGGUGUGCCACCGCAAACGCCGGUCGGUCAGCCUGGACGAGCCAGAGCAUGGCGGCGCCCACAAUGCCGGCACGGUGCCGUCCACUCCGCGUCAUCCCCGAUCACAUGCAACCAAUCACACCACCAUUCAACCCUUUACUGUCUACACUGUUAAUCCAUGAUCAGGUUCUCUAGCCCACAACAACCCAUGAUCAGUCUUAGUCUGCCUCCGAUCUGCUCAGUUAAACUCUUUUUUUAUUUUUAUAUUUUACUGACAGCUUUGGACCUUUGGUCACGAAGUUUCUUCUUGUUAUUAUUUAAAUCAGCAAAACCCUGCACAGUUGGGUACUACCACACUGUAAUAUUAUUUUAUUGUACGUUCAUGAUUCAAUUUACCGUAAUAUUUCUCAUUCGGGUC
Messenger RNA from Paramacrobiotus metropolitanus, 1509 nucleotides. Its product is annotated as neuropeptides capa receptor-like. The record is from RefSeq and is a predicted model, not a curated record. Gene Ontology annotation, molecular function: neuropeptide receptor activity. The transcript is spliced from 8 exons. Lineage: Eukaryota; Metazoa; Tardigrada; Eutardigrada; Parachela; Macrobiotidae. Gene Ontology annotation, cellular component: plasma membrane. Gene Ontology annotation, biological process: neuropeptide signaling pathway. The coding region runs from base 116 to 1273 and encodes 385 amino acids.